AUGGAGGAAGACGAACCUCCCACCCGUCGCAAAACGGCGAUCGAGAUCCCUCUCCGGUCAGAGCGAAAGUAUGUCCCCGGCUUAGGGCCCGCCCUCCCUCAGAUCUCGCUCCUUCCUGUUCACGACUCGACCGGUUACAUAAUCGACCAGUUUGUCCUUCCCACGGAUCAGGACAUGAAGCCAGAUUCUCGCCGUCUACUUCACUAUCACAUUGGCUUCACCGACCUGCCUGCGGCGAAGCUACUUGUGCCUUGCCACAAGGUGCUCGACUACAUCUCCCCGCGCGAGCUCGAGGAGUGGGAGUCCCGCAAUUUCGAGAGACUUGACGCACAGAGAAAGACAGCAGAGUUGGCUCUGAAAGAGAAAAAAAUGGCAAAGAAGAAGGCCGCCGUCAUUGCUGAAGGCAAACGACCAGUCGGCAGACCCCCCAAAACCAAACCCCGCGCCUCUCGCUCGACCGCUUCGACCACCCAAGCGAGCGAAGCCCUCACCAUGGUAGAGCAGGUAGCUGGACCGUCUCUUUCAACACCGAAGAAGAGAAAACUGAGCAUGGCAUUGGAGAGGGAGGACACGGUUAGUGACGUGGAGUCCGACGAAGCCGCCAUCCAAAGACAACUGCAUCCAGAUUUUGUGAAUGAUCAAAAGUGGCAGCUCCGCGACGCGGAAAAGGGUCAAUGGGCCGGAAAGUCUGAAGCAGAGCCAAUCGGUCAGUCUGGUCUACCUUCCUUCGAAACAUCGGGUGCCAAAACAUCGCAAGCCAGCAGUUUGGCACCAUCCCGGCGAGGUGUGCUACCUCCUCUCUCACAGCCAUUGCCACCUGGACGGAAAGAGACGCCCAUCCCCCCACCAAAUCUCUAUCAGCAUUCCCUCCCAUCAAAGGCCAAAACAGGCGUCACGGCGAUUCCUAGACCGAAACAAACGCCCAUUCCUCCUCCUAUUCCAGGACAGGCAUCAGGUCUUUCUACUAAAUCUAAACACAAACCUGCGACUCCGGCACAGACGUGUCCAGCUAUUCCUGGAAACAUUCACCCGGCUUUCGCUGCGGCUUUUGGCGCACGCACCGAAGCAAAGGUUGGGUCUCGGAACGGUGCGGCAGAUCCCAAGACACCCAAGUCAACUCCUGCUAAAUCACAUGGAACGCAGCAGUCGAAGACGUCUACUCCAGCUCGGCGAGCUGAGCCGCUCAAGAUCGCCCAAUGGACCCCAGUGGCCGUGAGCCGGGGUCGUUUCAGCCGAACUACCCCCGGCUCCUCCUCCACCGCAUCGGUAUCCCAAGAUCAAAUCCAAGAGACUGGAUCCCAAAAAAGCGAAAAGAAGGCGCCUAAACCCAGAAAGCGAAAGGCACCAGCAUCACAGGAAGAGGUCUACGAUGUUAAGGAGCUCCUAGACGACCGGUGGAUCACCGAGAAAGGAAAGAAAACACACAAAUACCUCGUCCUCUGGGCAGGUCAGUGGCCGGAAGGCCAGAAUCCCACUUGGGAGCCGGCGGACAACAUUGAGGAUAAGGAACUCAUCCGCCAGUAUCACGAGAAGAAAGCCUUGGGCAUAGUGAGGCCGCCUCCUGAGAAGAUGCAAAAGACUUUGCGUUCUUAUAUCCUGACGGGGAAGCAGUACAGCUCCGUUGCUGAAGCUUUUGAGGACGGUCUCGACAUGGUAGAGCCCAGCAAUCAUCAGGGGAACGAUGAGGAGGAGGAUGUGGACAUGGACAAGGAGGAGUUCCUCAAGGUGGUGGAUAAUCUCCAUCCGCAGUACGCGAAGAGCUUGAGCUUUCAUGUCAAGAAGGAGAAGGAGGGAGGGGGUGCGAGUGGCAAGGUGGUCGACGCAUCGUUCUCGGCGUUUGAUGCCAGUCUUGCUCGGUAUCAACAGAGCUUUAAGGGCGCGCCUCGUGGAGCUUUUUAG
This is a messenger RNA of Podospora pseudopauciseta, 1899 nucleotides long. RefSeq lists its product as uncharacterized. The record is from RefSeq and is a predicted model, not a curated record. NCBI's taxonomy places the organism in Eukaryota, Fungi, Ascomycota, Sordariomycetes, Sordariales, Podosporaceae. The coding region runs from base 1 to 1899 and encodes 632 amino acids. The transcript has a single exon.